AUAGACAUAAGUCAAAGUGUUUUCAUUUCGAACUACAACAAAAUCAACUAAAAUGAAAUUAGUCUUGUCAAUACUUUCAGUUCUCUUUGUUGUAAAUGCACAAGUUUCAGUGCAUAAUCCUGUCUACUGCUAUUCAAGUGAUCCAUUAAGACCACAAAAUGGAAUGCACGCAUCACAAUCGAGCUAUCAAGCCAUUCAUCGACCAAAUGUGAAUCCAAAUGUUUCAACUUGCACCCCAACAAGGCUUUGGUUUGUGAGUCGCCAUGGUGGUCGAUACCCUGACCCAGUUACAAUGCAAUCUAUGAUUGAGCUCGCUAAUGGACCUCUUCAAAAUAAUGUCAUCGAUAAUUAUCGAGCCGACUUACUUCCCUUUGUGCUGGAGAUUUUGAUCUUAUUCAAAAUUGGACACAAGAUCCACGCGCGAUUCUAUCAAAUGCUGAUUUGA
This is a messenger RNA of Clunio marinus, 445 nucleotides long. The record is from the annotation of a GenBank genome assembly. NCBI's taxonomy places the organism in Eukaryota, Metazoa, Arthropoda, Insecta, Diptera, Chironomidae.